AUGUGUCAACCACGGAGGUUAGGUGAGAUUACGGUUACGCUGGGCUCCGCCAAGUGUAGCGCACAGCGCGAACUGCCACCCAAAGUUCCGCUGGCACUCAACACGGCACUUGCGGCAAGCCACCGUCAAUCAAUCAACAGCAACAACAACAGUCACCCGCCUAGCACGACCAGUUCGCUCCCCCCCUCAUCAUACAGCACAUCACCAUACGGCGAUUUCGGGCAGUUCCACGAGCCAGACCUCACGGUACUCAUAAGCCGAUUUCGUUGCUUAUAUACAUGCGUUCGGGUGCCGAUCGUCACAUUGUAG
Macrosiphum euphorbiae (potato aphid) is the source of this 309-nucleotide messenger RNA. The record is from the annotation of a GenBank genome assembly. Lineage: Eukaryota; Metazoa; Arthropoda; Insecta; Hemiptera; Aphididae.